AUGGCACUGAGGGUGGCGAGUGCCUACUGCACUGUUUCCAACGCGGCUAUAAUGGUGGUAAUCGGAAUUAUCCCGAUUCACCUACUCGCUUUGGAAAAAGCAGAAAUGGAGCAAGCGCGGAAGAAUGGUAGUGAAACUAGAGACCAGAAUGAAGGCGUUGAGUACAUGGAAGAGAGAAUGAAAUGCAGCUGCGGGAGGACGUUAGACGCACAGGCUGAUCCCGACGAUCGAAACCUGGAGAAACAGGAAGCACGGCUGCACGGGUAUAUAAAUGUUCACGUGACCCAAUUCUUGACGAGACACGGAUGUUUCAAUGAAUAUUUAUUUAGAUUAAAUAAGAGAAACGAUGCGGUGUGCAUGUACUGUGACAAUCCAUACGACGACGCAGAACACACGUUUAUCGUAUACGGCAGGUGGUGGCGAGGACGGCGGAAUUUGGAAGUGGAGCUCGACGUGUACAUCACUCUAAAGGGGAUGGUUGAUGCAAUGUAA
Messenger RNA from Acyrthosiphon pisum (pea aphid), 492 nucleotides. RefSeq lists its product as uncharacterized. The record is from RefSeq and is a predicted model, not a curated record. Bases 1 to 492 code for a protein of 163 amino acids. NCBI's taxonomy places the organism in Eukaryota, Metazoa, Arthropoda, Insecta, Hemiptera, Aphididae. The transcript has a single exon.